Messenger RNA from Rotaria socialis, 2157 nucleotides. The record is from the annotation of a GenBank genome assembly. Lineage: Eukaryota; Metazoa; Rotifera; Eurotatoria; Philodinida; Philodinidae.
AUGCACGUUUCAAAUAGUUCAUCGACCUCGACCAAUAAUAUUACUACUACUACUACUAAUAAUAAUAAUAAUACAAAAGUAUAUUUAACAUGUGAACAAACAGAUAAAUUACGACAUAUAUUAGAUCGUUCGAUUCCAAUAUGUCCAUCACCACCAUCAUCAUUUCCAACAUUAAAUAUAACACCACGAAAUUUUCUUCGACAAGUCUUAUGUAAAUUAAAAGAAUAUUCAAUCGACUUAACAAGCAUUCGUAUAAAUGGUGGUGCUGCAUCCUAUGUACUUGUUAAUGAUUCAAAUUUUGUCUAUCGUGAUAUUGAUAUAUUAAUACAUAUCAAGACUCCAUUGUCAUCGGAACAAAAAACAAAAUUAUUUUCAUCCAAUAAUGAACCCUAUCUAUGUGAUGUAUGGACAAUUAUUAAGUGUAUUGUAUCUUCAUGUUUAUUAGAACAUAUAACAGAUGUAAAAGCAAAUCAACAACAAUCACAGCAAUACACGCAUCAUUAUUUGUCAAAUGUUCUUGAUACAUAUGCAAACAAGAAUAUUAAAAUAUCGUCCGAACAAGAUUCAUGGGCAUUAUUAUCUUUACAAAAUUAUGCCGGACAGAAUCUUGAAUUGAAAUUUGUUGAACAUCUUAAACGACAAUGGCAAUUUAGUGUUGAUUCAUUUCAAAUUAAUCUUGAACCUCUACUCAAUGAAAAACAAACAAAUAAUCACUCAAAUCGUAAAUUAUCGCAUAUUUAUAGUUGUUCAUCAAUAUCGUCGAUAACAAAAACUAUUAAAACGAAAAAUCUAAUCAUUGAUGCGAUUAAUGGUUUAACAAUAAUUAAAAAAGAUUAUGAUGAUGAUAAUGAACGAAAUGAUUCAAAAAAUAGUAAUGAAAAAAAUCAUCAAAAUAAUAUUCCAGUAACAAGUACAAGUCCAUUACGAUUUGGAUUUUUUACACCACCAUCAUCAUCGCCGGAUACAAUCGAAGAAGAAAGUAAUACUAUUGAAUGUCAAACAUUGGCUACUAUUACAACAAUUUCAACGUCCAAUAAUAACAAUACUAAUUCUAAUCUUGAAUCUCGUUCACGUAUAUCCAAAGCGUCAAUAUCGACAAUAAACGAAGAAUCAACAGAUACUACACUUCAAUUUCAUCUUUCAUUAAACGAUGAUACUGAUGAUGGUAUUGUUUUGGAUGCUGAUGAUUCAGUUAAUGAAGAUGACGACCAAGUAUUUCGUACGCCAAUUAAUAAUAACAGUGCACCACCUAGUCCAGCAACAAUUGUUGCUAUUGAAUUACCAUCGUCUCCACCAGUCAUCGAAGUUUAUACCGGUUAUAGAGACUUACAUCAAGCACUUGAUCAUUUGAAUAAAAAACUAAUUGCAACCUACGCACCUGAAAGCAUGCGUGGUGGUGGUUUAUUAAAAUACUGUGAUUUAUUAGCACAAAACUAUAAGCUUCAUGAUGUAACAGAUAUGCUUCGUAUGCAACGAUAUAUGUGUUCAAGAUUUUUCAUUGAUUAUAAAACCAUACAUGAACAAAUGCAUGUCAUAACACAAUAUGUUACAACACAUUUUUUGCCAUUAUCCUUGACAAAUAGUGAUCAAUCAACAAUGUCAGAAGCACAGCAUCGAGAUCACCAUCAAAAUUUAAAAUCAUCCACAACACCAAAUAAUCAUCAAAAUAAUAUUAAUAAUGUCAGACUUUGUUUAUUAUUUUUUGAUCAUCUAUUUCAUGUUAUACAACACGGUACUGUUUGCUUGACACAUCAUGAUAAAGAGUCAACAUUAAUCAAUAUAAAUCACCUUAAAGAAUAUUAUCAUUAUAAAUAUGAACAUUUAUUUGUGGAUGACAACUAUCAUCAACAACGGUAUCAUUCACAUCUACAUCAUUAUCAUCAUUGUUCGAGUUCAUCAUCCAAUUCCAGUCGAUCAUCCUCACCAUCGAGUUCAUCGUCGAAUUCGUUUAGAUAUUAUCGUCCCAAUCACAAUCACAAUCAUAAUAAUCAGCGUCAUCAAAACUCUUACUUUCGAUAUCACAAUACCCUUCAACGACAAACGACAAAUUCGUUAUCCUAUCAUCACGGAUCUCGAAAUUAUUCAAAUGAUUUUCAUGCAAAUCAAGCAAUGGUAACCAAUCAUAAUUAUCACAAUCAACGUCGACACCAAACGUAA